Metarhizium brunneum ARSEF 3297 is the source of this 636-nucleotide messenger RNA. Its product is annotated as Isonitrile hydratase. Gene Ontology annotation, biological process: regulation of DNA-templated transcription. NCBI's taxonomy places the organism in Eukaryota, Fungi, Ascomycota, Sordariomycetes, Hypocreales, Clavicipitaceae. The record is from RefSeq and is a predicted model, not a curated record.
AUGAAGUCACCAAACAAAUUUGCUGUUUUGCUGUUCGACAGCUUCCAGGCCCUUGAUGUCUUUGGACCACUAGACGUCUUGAACAUGCUGGCAAUGAAUAACACCCUGGAGCUCUCAAUCAUUUCGACGAGUCUAGAUCCAGUCACAGCCUGCACUGGACCGAGCAUUGGGCAGAAUAUUCUUCCAACACAUGAUCUACACAACUCACCAGAGGAUAUUGAAGUCCUCCUUGUACCGGGGGGGAGAGGUACUCGCGACACGGGUUUGACACAACCACAUGUGGACUUUAUCAAAUCCAGGUAUCCGAAAUUGCAAUAUCUUCUUACAGUCUGCACAGGCGCCGCUCUAGCGGCUCGCGCUGGUGUUCUUGAUGGCAAGAAAGCAACUUCGAAUAAAGCAGCAUUUGAAUGGGUUAAAACACAAGGCGAAAAGGUUGACUGGGUCCCGGGCGCCCGGUGGGUAAAGGAUGGUACUACGUGGACCUCCUCUGGCAUAUCAGCGGGCAUCGACAUGAUGUAUGCUUUCAUUGCGGACCAGUACGGUGAAAAUGCCGCUGAAGAGAUUGCCAGGCGUUCGGAAUACGUGCGAAAUACGGACCCAUCAAAUGACCCUUUCUCAAAGUCUAUGGCGGCAUGA